UUGAUCAUGUUGAUCAUUUAGAGGCCUUAGAAAUUUGAGUAUCAUAAGAAAUCUGACUUAGUCUUACAUAGGCUCUAUAUUGUUAAUGUAUAUCUUAUGUGUGUUUUCGUCAGCCUGUACUCCAUCAGACAGUGGUUUGACACAGAUAACAGCUUAUUCAGGAGGUUCUGUGCUGCUGCCCUGCACCUGUACCAACCCACAGGACAAUCCCAAAAGCGUCUUCUGGGAAUCCAACAGCAAAAGGGCUUCUAAAAAUGGCAUUUACGCUGAUAUAUCCAGUGUGUUUGAGCGGUACAUUGACAGAAUUACACUGUUUAAUCAGACUUCACCUGGAAACGUCUCUCUGCUCCUGUCAGACCUAACUAAGGAUGAUCAGGGAUUUUACGUUUGUUUGUUAGAUAAAACAACCAGAUUCAUAAACGUCACCAUUGAAGAGAGAAGUGAAAGUACAACACCACCUAUACUGAGUCACAGCGUGUUGAUCUCUGUGCCGUUUCUGGUAAUAGCAGCAGGAGGAGCCACCAUCAUUUACUGCAUUCACAGAGCUCACAGAAAAGCAAGAACAGAGAAUGGAGAGAUGAAUGUGGAAAAUAAUCUGGUAAUUUCAAUGCACAUUUAACAAAUUAAUAAAUGGGCCGAUUUUUAAGGAUCUUUUCAUCAUGUCUCUUUAGGA
Messenger RNA from Labeo rohita (rohu), 673 nucleotides. RefSeq names its product matrix remodeling-associated protein 8-like. Bases 86 to 619 code for a protein of 177 amino acids. The transcript is spliced from 3 exons. Lineage: Eukaryota; Metazoa; Chordata; Actinopteri; Cypriniformes; Cyprinidae. The record is from RefSeq and is a predicted model, not a curated record. Gene Ontology annotation, cellular component: external side of plasma membrane. Gene Ontology annotation, biological process: cell surface receptor signaling pathway; cellular response to lipopolysaccharide; immune response.